AAUAAGUUAUGCUACAUGUCAAUACAUGUGUACGUGCCGUAGUACUCGUAAGGCUGCCUUUUAACUACGUCUUCCAGUGAUGCUACAUACAUAAUACACCUUGCGCUCCAUUCUCCCACUUCACCCAGUUCUAAGAAGCGAAAUGGCGUUUGGCGACUUUUUCAAAAUACUGAGGAAAAAGAAAGAGCUGAUUCCGUUGGUUGGAAUAAUGACGUUUGCCGUAACCGGCGCUACAUCUGCCUGUGUUUACUUCUUACUGUCCAAGACUGAUGUCAUUUUAAACAAAACACACAAUCCCGAGCCUUGGGAGGCUGUAGACCCCUCAAAACCUCAAAAGUUUAUCACCAUAAACCAGCAGUGGAAGCCUGUGGAGGAGCUCCAGAUCGUUAAGAAGCUGACCAAGUAAUCGCACCACGCCGUCCUCUCCCCGCCUGUCUGUGAAGCCCAUGCGUGCGUCCGUCCUCCUCGCCAUCCCUCGCUUCUUCUCCUCCAUCGCGCCCUCCGCUGUUCUCACCAGUCUCGCGGAAUCCUUUCUGCACAGACUCGCGCUCUCAGACUCAGUGUGCGGAAAUGCUUCUGCUGUAUUGGUGAGAGCUAAACGCGCAUGCUCACCCGUGCAGACGGGCUUGUAAAUGACUGAAGCUGCGCUGUGACUCUGGCUAAGGUCACCAAACACACUGGACGGGGGCUUAUUUUUGAAGUGAUGAACUGAACUGCAACGUAAUGUGACGAACGUGGGUUAUUUACUGUGCGUUUAUAUAUUUGUGUUGAAUAAAUGAAUUUACUGGG
Molecule: messenger RNA, 789 nt
Organism: Electrophorus electricus (electric eel)
Lineage: Eukaryota; Metazoa; Chordata; Actinopteri; Gymnotiformes; Gymnotidae
Gene: coxfa4l3
Product: cytochrome c oxidase associated subunit FA4L3
Cellular component (GO): respiratory chain complex IV
Source: RefSeq, a predicted model, not a curated record